GAAAGAAUUAAUUAAUUAUUUAAUUUAUUUAUUUAUUUAAUAAUAAAAUCAACUAUUUAUUUGAUUAAAAGCAAAAAAAGCAAAAGUAAAAAGUAAUAAUUGCAAAAAGUAAUUAUAACCUUAAUUAGAAGAAAAUUAAACAAAAAAACAAACAAAGAUUAAUUAGCGAAAACGCAAAUAAAUAAAUUACAAGAGAUAUAAAGCAAAAUGGAAUAGGAUUACAUCAAUACUGAGCAAUAGCAAUAGGGAUAGAAGUAGUAAGAAGCCACCACCGAAAACAAUGUGGUGUUUCAAGAUCAAUAGGAAACCAAUUAGAUUGAAGAGCAAGUUCAAACCAUACCAAUUUACAUGGAUUGUGGUUUGAUGCCUGAAUUCAAAUCAGCAGAUUAUAAAAGCUUAGAGAGCAUUAAGGAGACAUUUGCUCCAUUGAAGAAUAUUAAUGAUCCCAACUUUACUAUUCCUAACUUAGAAAGUGCAAUUUUUUUGAAAUUUUCAAGCUCUAACAAGGACCAUUUGCACAAGGCUAUAAAAUAUGGCAUUUGGACAACCGUUAAUCAUCAAAUAAACUAAAUUGAAAAAAUAUACUAAGAAUCUUUAAAUAACCCAUUAGCUUAAAUUUACUUUUAUUUCUUCUUUGAAAACUAGCUUUAUGGUAUGGCUAAGCUAAAGGAAGGUUUCAAUCCUAAUAAGUCUUUCUAACUAUGGACAGAAGAAGCUAGAUGGUUCGGUAUUUUCGAAAUAGAAUGGAUAUUUGUAGGAAAAGUUGAUGUAGGUAGCGAAAAUUAAAAUUAGGAUAAAUCACUCAAAUUUAAACAAGAAUAGGCCUUGAAGCUCUUUGAAUUCGCAAAGAAGUCAGAUUUCUAAACAGUAUUCAAUGACUUUGAAUCAUUCGAUUUAAAAGAAAAGGAAAUUCGUAAAGUCAGAGAAGAUAGAGAAGGAGAAUACUACUAAAAAUUCUGUUAAACCCACAGUUAAAAUUAGUUUAACUACGAGAAAGGCAUUUUUCCUGAUAAGAGAAACAAAAACUAUCACAAAGGUUUCUAGCAUAAAAACAAUUAGGGAUACUAUCAACACAAUUAAAACCAUUAAAAUUACAACCACUAUUAAAGUCACCACUAUUAAAACUCCUAUUACAACCAAAACAUCGAUGGAAACACCAACAACAACAAUAACUACGCUAUGAAAAACAUGAACUAACAUAACUACUAAUUUAUGACUUAACAAUAAUAGCAACAAAUUCUCUCAAUCCCCUACAUUUAAACCCCUGAGGAUUUCGAAAAAUUCAUACAAAGUUAGCCAAAAAUUUACUUCAACUAAAAUGGAGGAUUUAAGAAACAUACUAAUAAAAAGUAUUUUAACAAUAACAAUAACUAACAAAAGGGAUAUAGAUUUAAUGCUAAGUAUUAAAAUCAAUAAAAGCCAUUUAACAACAACGAUUAGUAACUACCCACUGAUCCCUCAUCUUCUCAAUCUCCAACUGUUGAACAUCAAGAAGUUAACUCCACUGAAUAAACCUAAUAAGUUGAAUAGAACACCAACAAUUAACAAAAUCAACACUAUCAUAAGAACUAUUAGCAUCAUAGCCAUUACAGAUAAAACAACGGCUAUAAUAACCAAUACCACUACAACAAUAACAACUAAUAAGUAAAUGGAAACUAUAAUAACAAGUUCUAGCAUUAUAAGAACUAUAACAAUAAUGGAUACUAUCAAAAUAAUAACGGAAAUGGCAACUACUAUAACAAUAAAAAAUAUAACAAUAGAAACUUUAAGCAAAACAACUAAAAUAGGUAAAAUAGAUAGAAUAUUUAAUCAUAGGGAUACUAAGGUGAUUAGAAUGAUUUCCCUUCUAUUAACGAUGUUUAGCAUUAGAAUUAAGUUGAUGAUUUAACUUAAGUUGAAUAAUAAAUGGACGCUAUCAAUAUCUCCUAAUAAUGA
Molecule: messenger RNA, 1935 nt
Organism: Tetrahymena thermophila SB210
Lineage: Eukaryota; Ciliophora; Oligohymenophorea; Hymenostomatida; Tetrahymenidae
Exons: 2
Molecular function (GO): RNA binding
Source: RefSeq, a predicted model, not a curated record